UGACCUCGCAGAGCUCCAGAAGAAGAGCAGAGCUACACACGGAGCUGUCACGGUGGAUCAUGGCCGCAUCCAAGCCGGUGGAACCACAGUCUGCAGCCGGCCUACCGCGCUGGCAAUUGGCCUUACUAGUCGGGACCCCAAUAGUGCUCGGAGUAGGGGCCGUUUACCUCUGGAACAGAAACCGGUCGAAGAAGGACCGAAAGGGGAAAGGAAAUGGUGAACGAAAGACUCCAGAAGGCAGCGCUAGCCCCGUACAGGGCCAAGACGGCGAAGCACGGGCCAACCGGGAGCUGGAGAACAUGACUCCCCUGGACCGGGCCCAGGGAGCCAAGAACAAGGGCAACAAGUACUUCAAGGCGGGGAAGUAUGACCUGGCCAUCCACUGCUACACAGAGGCCAUCUCCCUCUGCCCAACUGAGCAGAAAACGGACCUGUCCACCUUCUACCAGAACAGAGCGGCUGCCUACGAACAGCAGAUGAAGUGGACGGAGGUGGUGCAGGACUGCUGCCAGGCGGUGGAGAUGAACCCCCGCUACGUCAAGGCUCUGUUCAGACGCGCCAAGGCCCUGGAGAGACUAGACAACAAGAAGGAGUGUCUGGAGGACGUGACAGCUGUGUGCAUCCUGGAGUCCUUCCAGAACCAACAGAGCAUGCUGCUGGCCGACAAGGUGCUCAAGUCCCUGGGCAAGGAGAAGGCCAAGGACAAGUACAAGAACCGUGAGCCACUGAUGCCGUCGCCGCAGUUCAUCAAGUCCUACUUCAGCUCCUUCACGGAUGACAUAAUCUCUCAGCCGCUGCAGAAGGGCGAGAAGAAGGACGAGGACAAGGACAAGGAGGGCGAGGCCGCAGAGGUCACCGCAAGCUCUGGCUACCUGAAGGCCAAGCAGUACAUGGAGGAGGAGAACUACGACAAGAUCAUCAGCGAAUGCACCAAGGAGAUCGACUCGGCAGGCCGCUACACCACGGAGGCACUGAUCCUGAGGGCCACCUUCUACCUGCUGAUCGGGAACGCCAACGCCGCCCAGCCCGACCUGGACCGCGUCAUCAACACACAGGACGCCAACGUCAAGCUGCGGGCCAACGCGCUGAUCAAGCGCGGCAGCAUGUACAUGCAGCAGCAGCAGCCCAUGCUCUCCACGCAGGACUUCAACAUGGCCGCCGAGAUCGACAGUCACAACGCCGACGUCUACCACCACAGAGGACAGCUGAAGAUCCUGCUGGACCAGGUGGAGGAGGCGGUAGGAGACUUCGACGAGUGCAUCCUCCUGCGACCAGACUCUGCUCUUGCCCAGGCCCAGAAGUGCUUCGCUCUCUACCGGCAGCAGUACACGGGGAACAACCCCUACCAGAUGCAGACCGCCAUGGACUGCUUCGAGGACGUCAUCCGGCGCUUCCCCAAGUGUGCCGAGGGUUACGCCCUCUAUGCUCAGGCCCUCACUGACCAGCAGCAGUUUGGUAAAGCAGAUGAGAUGUAUGAUAAGUGCAUUGAGCUGGAGCCAGACAACGCCACGACAUACGUCCACAAGGGGCUGCUGCAGCUCCAGUGGAAACAGGAUGUGGACCUUGGCCUGGAGCUCAUCAGCAAGGCCAUCGAGAUCGACAACAAGUGUGACUUUGCCUACGAGACCAUGGGGACCAUUGAGGUCCAAAGGGGUAACCUGGACAAGGCAAUAGACAUGUUCAACAAGGCCAUCAACCUGGCCAAGUCUGAGAUGGAGAUGGCCCACCUGUACUCCCUGUGUGACGCCGCCUACGCCCAGACCGAAGUCGCCAGGAAGUACGGCCUCAAGCCGCCCACGCUGUAACCGUGGUUACACACGCCCACCGUCAAUCACAAUCCUCCCGCAGCUGAGCCUGGUUUUUGUUUAUGAAUUCAAAUGCGACCGUUGACGUUUUAGUGUGUUGACGAUGGAAACAGUUCUGGGUUAGGAACCCCUUGUGUUUACAUCCAAUCGGAGAGAGGUUUUUGGUGCCGGUUGGUUCCCUUGUGACCCUGGGCUCCCCUGCCUGAGACCUGGUUUAGAGAUUGUUUCAACCUAACUAGCCUUCAGCUGGGACUUAAAUUAGACUUGCAGCACCCUGAUGUCCAUCUCUAAACCCAGGAAUUAUCUGUCAUUCUGGGGUACUCUAUUCUGUCAUUCAAAUGGUCUUUGUUCUGACAUUCAGAUUACCUCCCUUUCAUUUAGAUUAUUUGUUCCGACAUUCAGAUUAUAUCUGUCCUGCCAUUCUUAUUGUCUCUAUCUUCUCGUACCGAUGUUCUCUAUCCUGUCAUGCAGUGUAUAUCCGUCACAAGGGCCUGUCCAGUGCUUAUGAUCUGCUUUCAAUCCAAAAGUAGAAUCCAAAACUAAAUUAGAAUCAUGCUCCCUCAAUUUGACAAGUAGUAUUCCUAAAAUACUAUGAAAGCAUUGUCUAAUUUAAUUUGGCUUGCCGAAUUGUUUAAUUUCUCUAACCUUUGCUUUCUAAUGUGUAUGUUGUCCGGCUUCAUCCUACGUUCAAACAUGACGAAGCAGAGAAUGCAAGAUAAAGACCUAUAGUCCAAUGUGUGAUGGGAGUGAUUUUUUGUUUUGUUAUAGUAAAUACUGGAAUGAAUCACUUGUUGGCAGUGCGCACGGUUUAGCCAUGAGCUUCAACAUGUUAAUGCGUCCUUUAAGUGUUAUGUUUUUUGUAUUUUUACUUUGUUUUUUGGGGGAUUGCCUAGUUUUGUUUUCUAUGCCUUGUACAGCAUGUGAUGUGGAUGCAAUGCUUGCCCUGAUGUUUUGAAACCUCAACAUAAGGAUUCUGGACUAGUCGUCAUGGCAACUGGGUUUAGUUGGGCUCGUCUCCGUUCAAUACCAGCAGUCAAACUGGAACAUAUUUUUUUUUCCCAAUCCCUACAGGAUUCUGUAGCCAAUUUAAUAUUUUGUUAUUUAAUUUUUUCUGAUUAUUCUGCAGACUGGUCUUUUAAGACGGCAAAGACACAUACACACAAACUAAUAUUAACAAUACAUUUUUUCAUCCUAUGGUUUAUUGCUGGUAGGCUUAAUUCAGACCUGUUAAUAACUACAAAGUCAUAUUGAACAAAUUACAAAGUGGUAGACUUUCUGUUAUGAUUGUAUCUAAGUAACUGAUCAGUGCUUUGGUUUGUAAUUAUAGAAUACCCAACAACAAUCUGGCCAGCACUUAUGGAAGAUGAUAUUUUAAAGUUCUUCUGUCACCAACUAAUUAAACCUACAUUCCAUUCUGAACACACGUUUGACCGCUGUCAGUGAAAGAACCCUCAGUAUAUUAGAAGAACCAUAGAGUAAUCUUUAACAUGGAUGUGAGCCUUUGACAAUUAUGUGCAUCUGCAGAUUUCAGUAAUUUUGACUAUGUUCUGGGAAAACUUACACUAUUCUUUGAGAUGUACCACGACCAAAGUAAAAGAACAUAUGAAUCCUAAUAAAGUUAUAAUUACUUGAAAACAAAAUCAGUCAUUUAUUCUGUAGUUCUCUAGAAU
Molecule: messenger RNA, 3475 nt
Organism: Gadus chalcogrammus (walleye pollock)
Lineage: Eukaryota; Metazoa; Chordata; Actinopteri; Gadiformes; Gadidae
Gene: tomm70
Product: translocase of outer mitochondrial membrane 70 homolog A (S. cerevisiae)
Exons: 12
Coding region: 60-1805 (581 amino acids)
Molecular function (GO): protein binding
Source: RefSeq, a predicted model, not a curated record